Messenger RNA from Anoplophora glabripennis (Asian longhorned beetle), 3075 nucleotides. RefSeq names its product proton-coupled folate transporter-like. Gene Ontology annotation, molecular function: transmembrane transporter activity. The record is from RefSeq and is a predicted model, not a curated record. Bases 272 to 2047 code for a protein of 591 amino acids. Gene Ontology annotation, cellular component: membrane. Gene Ontology annotation, biological process: transmembrane transport. The transcript is spliced from 7 exons. Lineage: Eukaryota; Metazoa; Arthropoda; Insecta; Coleoptera; Cerambycidae.
AGCAAAGUUUCGCUUGAAUUGCUAGGAAAACAUCAUCAACGACAAUUUCCCACAAUUAGAUGGUAAUGAGGGCACAUAAUGACGUCCCAUCCAUAGGAAGUUGUCUAAUUCGUAGGACCAUGAGACUUAAUCAUUAAAGAUCUUGUGUUACGCACUAUCGCGGGCACACGUACAGACGGACACGCGUUGCACUGCUGGACCGAGAGAUUUGUACGCGAUUAUUCUAGUGCGGAUGUUGGUUAUAGUGACUUAAGUGAGUAAAAUCUUCGCAAUGAGGCAGACCCAGGCAAAGGCCGUGGCCGGAGUGACGUGCGAGGUUCUUAAACAGACCAAGAUGGCCAAGGCAGAGAAGAAAAAUGCCGAGAAGAAUCACAAUGACAAGAUCAAAGAGGCGGAAUCCAAAGUCAACAUAGACUCCAUGACAUGGAAGGAGAGGUACAACUUCCUUAUGGAAAACAUCACCGUGGAACCAAUGCUGGCCUGCUACAUUAUACCCAGCGUCCUUGCUAGCUUAGCCACUCAGAACCUGAACCUAGAAAAAGCUUGUAGAGUCAACCUCGGUUAUUCCCGGGAAGUAUGCGACGCCCUGACUGAAAGAAGGACGGAAAACUACACCAUGGAGGAAAGGGAGGUCCAGCAACUCGUCGCUUCCAUGGGCGUGUGGAAGACCAUGCUCCAAAGCGCCCUUCCUGCCUUCCUCAUCAUGUUCGUCGGCUCCUGGAGCGACAGGUGGGGCAAGAGGAAACCCUGCAUGCUUCUACCCAUCGUGGGAGAGUUCAUGACGGUGGUUGGGCUGAUGAUAUGUACUUUCUUCUUCUACGAGCUGCCCAUGGAGGUGGCUGGUUUCGUGGAGGGCUUCUUCCCCGCCAUCACAGGAGGCUGGUUCACUAUGUUCAUGGGCGUCUUCAGCUAUAUAGCUGACGUGACCACGGUGGAUAUGCGGACAUUGCGGAUAGGUAUAGUGAACGUGUUCUGUUCGCUGGGGAUUCCCGUGGGACUGGCGCUCAGUGGCGUCCUGUAUAAAAAAAUCGGGUUUUACGGGGUGUUCUCGAUCUCAGCGGUUAUGUACGUUAUGGCGCUGUAUUACGGAUACAAGAAGGUUAAAGAGCCGAAGAAGAUUGACGUGCCGACGUUGCCCGAUCAGUCCUGUGCCUUCCUAAGAGACUUUUUUGAUAUGAAACACCUCAUAGACACUUUUAAAGUAGCAUUUAAGGAGGGCGAGAACAACAGGAAAUUGAAAGUUAUGUCGUUGAUGCUGGUGGUGAUGGUUGUUAUUGGACCAAUGCACGGUGAGAUGAAUGUGGCGUAUUUAUUUACAAGAUAUCGAUUCAACUGGGAUGAAGUCGACUUCAGUAUAUUUUCCACAUACAGCAUGGUAACCAACUUAAUAGGAACUUCGGUGUCAGUAGGAGUCUUCAGCCACAUUUUAAAAAUUGACGAUGCCAUUAUUGGAAUAUAUUCAUCGAUGAGCAAAAUUUUAUCAAGUUUUGUCUAUGGGUUUGCUAAAACGUCUUUAGUUUUUUAUUUGGGUGCCAUCGUUGAAAUAUUAAACGGAACUUCCUUCAUAGCUAUGAGAUCGAUCGCUUCAAAACUUGUACCUACAGACGAACUUGGGAAGGUAAACUCACUCUUUGGAGCUUGCGAGGCACUGAUGCCUCUCGUUUAUGGACCUAUGUACAGCGCCACGUACGCUGCUACAAUUAACGCCAUGCCAGGAGCUUUUUACAUUCUCGGCGGAAUACUUACCGUGCCUGCAGUUUUAAUAUUUGGGUGGAUGUACGUCCAACACAAGAAAGACGCACAGUCCCUUGAAGCCAAGAAAGACUUAGAAAGUGGCGUUAAACCAGAAGAGAAUUCCGUUAUCACUGAUGUUAUCUUAUCGACAACGCCCAAGGAGGCGCGGAUAGGAUCACCAAUCAUGAACGGAAUCAGGAACAGAAGCAUCGAGAACGGCAUAGUGAAGGAGGAGAAUGACAAGAAUAAAAACGUGAGCGAUAAAAAUUCGGAGAAUGGAGUAGCAAAUCCUGCGUUCGAGAUGGAAAAAUGAAUAAGUGACUCCUAUGGUGUCAGAUUUAAUGUGAUAGUAUCUAUAAGGAAAUCAAUGUUAAUAUAAACUUAGGUUAUGUAGAUCAUUUGAACUGCUGUCGGAUGCAAAGGUAUUGACCCAUCAUUUUGACUGGAUUUAACUCAAAAACUGAGGAAUAAAAACACGCAUGACUGCAAUUUUUUCAAAUUUUUUCAUUUCUCAUAAUCAAAGUGAAGGUUCAUACCUUCCGAUAAGCCUUCCGAUGGUGACAAACAAGAUACACAGAAGAAAAUAUUAUCUUGAGACAACCACACUUAUUUGCUGUUGAUGGGCAUACCAUAAUCUUAAAUUAAGUAAAUUCUUUUCCUCCAAGGAGACAUUUAUUUAAGAAAUUUUAAUUAAUUCAAUUAUAAUAUGCAGGUAAAUAGAAGUGUUCUUGAUUUGAGAUAAUAUUACUUUUUGAAAGCACCUAGUAAAAUAGGAACGCUACGAAAUGUGAUCCCAAAUAGAUAUAGGUCAUUUGUCUUACAUUGAAAUAUUUAUUACAAUGUAUUCUUUACAGUACAUUCUAUAUUUAUGUUUGUACUUUAUAACUGUGGUACAAAUAGUAUUACAAUCACAUUGAUCACUUAGCUUAAUUAUAAAUAAUAACAAUUUUUUAAAUAUAGACAGUGUCACAGCGGUUCUGCUGCUUUGCAAUCUAUAGAAUUAAGACUUGAUAGGAUUUAACUAAAAUUUUCCGCAUCCUUAGGUAUUUUUUGGAUUACUACUUACUAACAGAGAGAGCUAUUAUAUAGCUUACUAAGUGACAUUGAAAGCUAUCAGAGUGCAAAUAGCAAUAUCAUUGAAUGUAAAAAUUGUAUCAUAUUAAUAAUGUAAAUAAUUCCUUUGUAUUUAAUAACUGUGUUGCAAAAAUAUCAUCAUAAAAUUAACAUAUUAAAUAUAUUUUUGUUAAAGAUAUAGCUUAAUUAUUAAACAUUUUAUAGAUGUAUGUAUAGUUUAUACUUCAGUUGUACAUAAGUCGUUAUUUUUAUUUGAAUAAAAUCUUU